This is a messenger RNA of Parnassius apollo (apollo), 624 nucleotides long. Lineage: Eukaryota; Metazoa; Arthropoda; Insecta; Lepidoptera; Papilionidae. The record is from the annotation of a GenBank genome assembly.
AUGUUUCGCUUGCUGCGCGACGACAGCGCCGCUACAACAGUUCUGGAAGCUCUCGCCACCGGUCAGCGUAUACCCGUCCGUGGAGAGAAGGAGAUGGAGUUGAAGCUAGGCAACAUGACCUACCUGCAUAAUGUCAUGGUGGCUGAUAUAAUGAACGACUACAUCCUGGGCCUAGACUUUAUGAGGAAAUAUUGUUGUGAGAUCGACGUUAAGCAAGGUGUUUUGAAAUGUGGACAGGAGGAACUUUUUAUGGAAGGAGAAGACUUGCCUAUCCGCCAGCGACCAAGAAGAUUGCUGGUAGCACGUGAAAAAGAAGUGGAAAUCAUGGUUAAGGGAAUGGUGAAGGAUGGUGUUAUUGACCCUUCCUCUAGUCCAAGGUGUUCACCCGUGGUGCUGGUAAAGAAGAAGGAUGGCAGCAUGCGGUUUUGUGUUGACUACCGCCGUCUGGACGAUGUUAAGAAGAAGGACAGCUAUCCCUUGACAAGAAUUGAUGACACGCUGGACAUGCUUACCGGAGUAAAGUGGUUUAGCACGCUGGAUCUAAAAAGUAGCUACUGGCAAGUUGAAAUUGACCCUAAGGAAAAGGAGAAAACCGCGUUUUCGACGGGAAAGGGUCUGUGGUAA